CGCGGGCGGCGACGGAGCGGUCUGCGCGACGCCAGCGCGCGAUCGAAGAGGCGCCCGCGAUGGGGCUUCCGACGCAUCGCGACAGCGACGCGCGCAGGCGUCGUAAGGGCGCGUCCGCGUCUUUGUUUUACGGUUCGACGUCCAUCGCGACGGUGUUUCUCAACAAGUCCAUCUUCGCGACGUGGAAGUUUAAGUUCCCGGCGACGCUCGUCACGGCGCAGACGAUAUUCACGGUGUUUGCCAUCGUCGCGCUGGAGCACGUGGGCGCGAUCUCGCCGCGGGGGGGGAAAGGGUUUCGCGGGAACUUUAACGCGAAGGCGUUCAAGCGCGUCGGCGUGGUGAGCGCGGUGUUUCAAAUGAAACUCGUGCUCGACAUGAAGGCGCUGUCGAUGAUAAACAUCCCGAUGUACGGGGUGUUGAAGUCGGCGACGACGCCGUUCGUGAUGGCGAUCGAUUGGGUGAUGAUGGGGAAAGUGGCGCCGGCGCGCGUGCAGGCGGCGGUGUGGUUGACCACGCUCGGGGGAGUGUGCGCCGGUACGGGAGAUUUGGAGUUUAAUUUCCUAGGGUACCUAGUUGCGCUGUGCAGUGCGCUGUGCACGGCGAUGUAUGUUGUGUUGGUUGGUAAGAUUGGGGACGAAUUGCAGUUGGAUUCGUUCACAUUGUUGUUGUACAACUCGUUGUGGAGCGCGCCGUUGAGCUUGGCGAUUUGUUUCGUGUUCGGCGAGCACCGCGGGUUAUUGGAUUAUCCCUACCUCGGCCACUUUGGGUUUUUGAUUGCUUUUUUGUGCUCGUGCUCGAGCGCGUUCAUAUUGAACUACGCGACGUACCUGUGCACGCAGCUGAACGAGGCGCUGACGACGUCGGUGGUGGGACGGACGAAAGGCAUAGUUCAAGGCGUCUUCGGUUUGUUUGCGUUUCACGUGCGGGCGAGCGCGACAAACGUGGCUGGUAUAAUUUUGAACUCAGCGGGCGUGGCUUGGUAUGCGUACGAAAAGUACACCGGGGCGAAGCGCUCGAGUCCGCGUGCUAUCGCGCCGGCGACGCUCAACGCCUGCGUAAUUCACCGCGAAGAUAGCCAGCUCACGCUCGAGUCAUCGGCACGGUCGGAGGGUGCGGUCGCGAACGAAAGACCGGUGGUUCCGACGAACGGGCGCAUGGCGCUGAAAAACUCGCACCAGCACGCGCAUUGACGG
Ostreococcus lucimarinus CCE9901 is the source of this 1193-nucleotide messenger RNA. RefSeq names its product DMT family transporter: UDP-glucuronic acid/UDP-N-acetylgalactosamine. Bases 60 to 1190 code for a protein of 376 amino acids. NCBI's taxonomy places the organism in Eukaryota, Viridiplantae, Chlorophyta, Mamiellophyceae, Mamiellales, Bathycoccaceae. The record is from RefSeq and is a predicted model, not a curated record. Gene Ontology annotation, molecular function: antiporter activity; GDP-fucose transmembrane transporter activity. Gene Ontology annotation, cellular component: Golgi apparatus. The transcript has a single exon.